Messenger RNA from Anoplopoma fimbria (sablefish), 1263 nucleotides. RefSeq names its product ATP-sensitive inward rectifier potassium channel 10. The transcript is spliced from 5 exons. Gene Ontology annotation, cellular component: plasma membrane. Lineage: Eukaryota; Metazoa; Chordata; Actinopteri; Perciformes; Anoplopomatidae. Gene Ontology annotation, molecular function: inward rectifier potassium channel activity. The record is from RefSeq and is a predicted model, not a curated record. Bases 1 to 1263 code for a protein of 420 amino acids. Gene Ontology annotation, biological process: potassium ion import across plasma membrane; regulation of monoatomic ion transmembrane transport.
AUGACAUCUGCCACACCCCCUUCCUCUCGUAGCUCCUCACCUCAGAAGGUGUGCCACUCCCAGACACAGACAGAUGUUUUAAAACCCUUGCUUGGUGGUGGCGUUUCUGGUGGGGCCGCGACUCUGAGGAAGAGGAGGCGUGUCCUGUCCAAAGAUGGCCGUAGCAACGUGCGCAUUGAGCAUGUCAGUGGACGGACUGCUCUGUACAUGCGUGACCUCUGGACAACAUUUCUGGACAUGCAGUGGCGCUACAAGUUCUUCCUGUUCACGGCCACGUUUGCGGGGACUUGGUUCCUGUUCGGGGUCCUGUGGUAUCUUAUGGCACUGGUGCAUGGAGACCUACUUGAGUUCGACCCACCUUCAAACCACACACCCUGUGUGAUGCAGAUGCAGACCCUGACGGGGGCUUUCCUCUUCUCCCUGGAGACCCAGACAACCAUUGGUUAUGGUUUCCGAUGCAUCACUGAGGAAUGUCCGGCUGCCAUUAUCCUCCUCAUCGUCCAGCUCGUCAUCACCAUGCUGAUGGAGAUCUUCAUCACUGGUACCUUCCUCGCCAAGGUUGCUCGGCCUAAGAAGCGGGGUGAGACAGUGAAGUUUAGCCAGCAUGCUGUGGUGUCGACCCACGAGGGACGACCCUGCCUGAUGAUCAGGGUGGCCAACAUGCGCAAGAGUCUCCUGCUCGGGUGUCAGGUCAGUGGAAAACUGCUCCAGACGUCUCUGACAAAGGAAGGCGAGACUGUUCGUCUGGACCAGAGGAAUGUGCCGUUCCAAGUUGACAUGUCCAGUGACAGCCCCUUCCUCAUCCUGCCCCUCACCUUCUACCACCUCAUCGAUGACAACAGCCCCCUGCGAGCCUGGGCAGCCAAGGGUGGGGGCUGGACGGAUCCAGAGUUGGCAGACUUCGAGCUGCUGGUGAUCAUGAGCGCUACAGUUGAGCCGACCUCCGCCACCUGCCAGGUGCGCACCUCCUACCUGCCGGAUGAGAUUCUCUGGGGCUACGAGUUCCCCCCCGUGGUCUCCCUCUCCCCAUCGGGCAAAUACGUGGCGGACUUCGCCUUCUUCGACAAAGUGGCCAAGACCAAGACCACGCCCAUCUUCAAAGCAUCCAGCCCCCAGCAUGUGUACCAGAGCAACGGGUGUGGGACUGUGCCUGAGGUGUCUGAUCCAGAGAAGAUCCGUCUGGAGCAGAGCUACAGGGAGAGAGGGGAGGAGAGAGGCCGGGCGAGAGACACUCCUCUCAGUGUUCGCAUCAGCAACGUGUGA